ACGGAAAAACACUGUUUAAGAUCACACCACUCAUCAGCAUUUAAGCAUUACUUGCAGUAUGCGUUAUACGAAAGUCGACAUGAUGGUUUAAUGAAAUGUUUCGAAUAAUACUGCGUAGAAAUCUAUCGGCGACAAGGAAACCGGCAUGCUAAAUUAUUUAAAGUGUAUUUAUUGCUCGUACCGGUCUUUGUUUACAGCUAGUGCGAAAAGCUACCAGUAAUAAUAAUAUGUUGAACAAAUAUGGUUAUGGAUAUGGGUUUAUACUAUUUUGCUUCUUAUUGCAAGUGGUCCUGAGUUCUUCUCAGGAAUAUAUGGUUUUUCAAGAUAAAGGUAGCAGAGUAAAUUGGUAUCAAGCGCUAAUCAACUGUAGAAACUCGGGAAUGGACUUGGCUAGUAUCCAUUCCCAACAGGAACAAAAUGCAUUAUAUGAUUUUCUAAGAGAUAAUGUCGACAGUAGGAACGGCGCGCCCAGGUAUUGGCUGGGCGCUACAGAAGAAGGCAACGGUCAAUUCUAUUGGGUGGCUACUGGUGCUAAAAUGGUUUUUACCAAGUGGUUAAUAGAUCAACCGGAUAACUACGGUGGUGAUCAAUAUUGUCUAGCAAUGGGAAUGGGCACAUUUAAUUCCGAUUUCGUAGACGGGGGUUGGGAUGAUUUAAAGUGUUCCCUACAGCUUCCUUAUAUUUGCCAAAGUGUUGACUAUUGUUCUCGGUCAGAUGGUGAUUUUAAUAGAUUGUAGAAAAUUGA
Molecule: messenger RNA, 745 nt
Organism: Dendroctonus ponderosae (mountain pine beetle)
Lineage: Eukaryota; Metazoa; Arthropoda; Insecta; Coleoptera; Curculionidae
Product: echinoidin-like
Exons: 3
Coding region: 228-737 (169 amino acids)
Biological process (GO): biological process involved in interspecies interaction between organisms
Cellular component (GO): external side of plasma membrane
Molecular function (GO): carbohydrate binding
Source: RefSeq, a predicted model, not a curated record